GAGCACUGGGCUCGUGUUCCUUGCUUAGUAAAACAGGUCUCGGGACAAGAAAGCAAGGGUGUUUUUAUAUACUUGUUUAUUUGUAGCCGUCGUUUUAUCUCGCGUUGUUGUUGUUGUUAUUUCAGUUCAAGAGAUAAAAACAGGUUGUGAUAUUGGGUCCUUUGACUCGCCAUACACGAAGGACGUAAAACAAGGGAAGUGCUUGAAAGACACAGACCCGAAGGAUUGCGUGAGAGGCGUAAAGCGAAGUGCAGAAGCGUAGUUUAUUCCUGCGCGAAGAGAAAUAGACAGUCGUGGUAUCGCACCAAGGACGUUUUCCCCGAAGGAUAGCCGAGUGUAGGAGUCCGAGAGAAGGUACAAUGUCACCCUUCACAGCAGAGGACUUCCAGAGGAGUCCCCGCAGGCAGCCGUACAAGUCCCCGUAUAUACUGUACGAGCUCAGCGAUGACUUAAAGCGGAAGGAGUUUCUUGACGAACUGUUCUCGUUCAUGCAGAAGAGAGGGACGCCCAUCAACCGGCUGCCCAUCAUGGCCAAGCAGGUCCUGGACCUGUACGAGCUGUACAACCUGGUGGUGGCGCGCGGCGGCCUCGUCGACGUCAUCAACAAGAAGCUGUGGCAGGAGAUCAUCAAAGGCCUCAAGCUGCCCUCGUCCAUCACCAGCGCCGCCUUCACGCUCAGGACGCAGGUCAGUUACUCCUUCACGCUCAGAACUCAUUCAGGAACAGUAAUUGCCUUGUCUUUUGGAAUGCUGCCUCACAUUCCUGAUCCUUAUUUUCUGAUUCCAUUGCGUCAUCGCCCUCUCAGCAGUAAUUGCCUCGCCUUCUGA
Penaeus indicus is the source of this 827-nucleotide messenger RNA. RefSeq names its product protein dead ringer homolog. Bases 360 to 827 code for a protein of 155 amino acids. The transcript has 5 exons. NCBI's taxonomy places the organism in Eukaryota, Metazoa, Arthropoda, Malacostraca, Decapoda, Penaeidae. Gene Ontology annotation, cellular component: nucleus. The record is from RefSeq and is a predicted model, not a curated record. Gene Ontology annotation, molecular function: DNA binding. Gene Ontology annotation, biological process: regulation of transcription by RNA polymerase II.